Tripterygium wilfordii is the source of this 1624-nucleotide messenger RNA. Its product is annotated as protein ABCI12, chloroplastic. The coding region runs from base 42 to 1253 and encodes 403 amino acids. The record is from RefSeq and is a predicted model, not a curated record. The transcript has 8 exons. Gene Ontology annotation, cellular component: chloroplast. Lineage: Eukaryota; Viridiplantae; Streptophyta; Magnoliopsida; Celastrales; Celastraceae.
ACCGGACCCUUUCUUAUUAGAUUUCCCUUCUUCUCGCCCGCAUGAAAAACCCGAAAAAUUGCAAUCCUGCGCUCAUGAACUGCACGUACUGUGCGGGACCAACGGUCACUUUUCGUUUUGUUUUAUCGAGUAAAUGUAAUCUCCAAACCCUAAAUCCUCUCAAUUUCCCCCAACUUUGCACUCAAAACGGACUGAAUUCCACACCACUACUUUCAUUCACCAGACCCUCUUAUGUCUUGGUAAAGAAGAGGUGUCUCGUAGUCGGAGCUUCGGUGGACAAUAAUGUCGGAGACGGAGGCUGGGUGAACCGUUUGCCGACGGGUGGUUUACUGGCUGAUAGGGUUUUUAGACUGAUUUCCGGUGCCACUGCCAGUCCCAUUGGGCAGUUCAUAUCAUCUCCAACUACGUUUUUGCAUGCUGUGGAUCCAAGAAUCAAAUUGGUAUGGCUUUUGGCUCUAGUUCUUUUACCUGCUCGGUCACACAUAGUGAUGCGUUUUGGACUGGUAAUUUAUACGGCCAUUCUGUCAAUGUGGAUUCUUCCCUCUCGUGUGUGGAUGGAUCAACUGGGAAGAGUAUCAUUGCUUUCUGGAAUUCUGUUUAUAAUGUUGGGGCUAGGAACAGAUGGCAUACAGUUACCUGUCCAGCCAAGAGCUCCACCGGCGGCUAUCAUUGGAUUGCCUAAUAUUCCCACUUCUUUGGAAGGUUAUUCAUAUGUACUUAUGAAGCUAGGGCCAUUACAAUUUACAAGGAAGGGCUUGUCAGUGGCAAGCACGGCUGCAUGCUUAACCUUCACAAUUUUCCAAAGCGCAAGUCUCUGUUUGGCAACAACAACUCCAGAACAACUUGCAUUUGCUUUGCGGUGGUUUAUGCUUCCUUUGACUGGAAUGGGUGUUCCAGUGGCCGAAAUUGUUCUUACGCUGUUGCUCUCAUUGAGGUUUAUCAAUCUUGUGUUUGAUGAGGUCCGUAAUGUUGCUUUGGGGAUUGUAUCUCGUAGGAUACAUUGGCAGCAAUUGACCGUGAUGGAAACAAUCGAAGUUUUUGCUGCCUACAUUCGUCGGAUCUUUAAAAAUAUUUUCAGCCAUGCAGAGCAGAUAUCUCAGGCUAUGAUUGUAAGGGGUUUUAGAGGAGACUGCAACACGCAUAAAAUUUAUUUCUCGUCCGACUCAUCAGCUGGGAUGGCAGAUUUCAUUUCCCUAUUAUGCCUGAUUGGUGUUAUAGGCGCUGCUGUGUUGUCCAAUUCUGUCCUCGUCUGAUAUGCAUUUCAUCCCUUUAUGGAAAAGUGUCAUUCUAUGGUGCACAAGUAAUCUGCAAUUCAGAGAGACGUUUAUGCAUUCUUGCAAAAGCAAAUCCGUAUCCUGAUGAGGAUCUACCAAUUUAGAAUAAACUUCAAGUAAAAGAUUAUCUUGUGUGCAUUGCAAGCAAUGGAGCAUCAUAGAGUUCAUUCUCCGAUUAUGAUUGUCCCCACAACCUCUCUCAGCAUUGUAAAGUUUCAUUUGCUAACAGUUUCCAUAUUAGUUUGUACACUUUACGUGUAAACUUCAAGUUAGCUGAAACCCCAAACAUCAAGUGCAGGUUUCUGCAUAUAGUUUUAUUUUAUGAAUAUUUAAAGGAAAUCCAUUUUUUU